Chilo suppressalis (striped riceborer) is the source of this 1512-nucleotide messenger RNA. The record is from the annotation of a GenBank genome assembly. Lineage: Eukaryota; Metazoa; Arthropoda; Insecta; Lepidoptera; Crambidae.
AAACCCAUUGCAAUUUGUCUAUAACCAAAUUACCAGUAAAGGCUUUCUCUGUUUAGUUGUUGUGAUACGAACCUACCAUGAAAGUAUUAGGACUCCUCUUAGCUGGUCUUCUGGCGAGCUCGGCGGCAGUGACAGACCAUCAAAGAGUUAGUGCGAGGUUUAUCGAAGGCAUCGUAGCUGGUGCUAUCGAGGACCUCAGCAAUAACAUCAGGGAGCGAGGCUUGGACCCGCUGUUAAUAUCGCAUUCAAUUGAUAAAAGACCUCCAGUUACAGAGCUCUUCGUACUUAAAGCUGAGAUCGAAGAGUUACUUGUGGUCGGCAUGAGUAAAAUCGUGCUGGAUCGUAUGACCUACAGCAUCCUCUUCUCAACACUCACCUUCGAGGUUUCUUUACCUGGCAUUUUCAUCAGCAUUGCUUCCUCGAGCGUUGAUAUAAAAAUGUUGGGCAACAAAUUUGAUGGCUCUAUCAGUGGAAGCGUGAAUAUUAUUGACACUAGAAUUAGUGGUCGGGCCAGGAUAAGACUUGGUAUCGGUGGAGCUACCAUCACUGCAUUGACUCUCGACCAUUCUAUACGUGACAUUGAGUCUGAUUUGGUAAUCUUCGUACUUGGCGAAGACAUGUCUUGCAAGGGGAACAAUUUUGUUGGAAUUACUAUUCCCUACUUAUUGAAGAAAAACAGGCGGGACAUCAACCAAUUGUUGGAAUACUACGCCAUGAAAAUGAUCAAUGAAAACCUGUAAACAAGACUGAAAAAAGGCUGCCAUUUAUUUAGUGAUUCACCUGGCUUCGCAUGGGAGCAAUAUAAAAUCAUUAAAUCGAUAAAUGUUGACAUUAUCCAAUUUGGUGCAGUAUUUCUAAAGUUACGAGCGUAUAUACUUUUUGGCGAUUCAAUAUUUUAUUUAUGCAGAUAGAAAAUAAAAGAUUUAGCAAUUUCUUAAGUAUUUACAUAUGUGUACUUUAUUUUUUACAUACUACUUGUAUUUUAAAUUUUAGAACAACUUAUGCAGACUUGUAUUUUAUUGUUAACGAAAUAAACGACUAUGUAUUCAAAACAAAUUGUAUUUUUUUAUGGUUUCCACCUGUAGAUUAGAACAAAAGAGAUCUAAUUUACUGUAAUAAUAGUUCAUUGAAGUUUCACGGUGUAGCCUACUAAGAGGAUCCCGGCUUUGAAUUCCGGUGGGGAAAAUGUUUGUAUGAUGGAUAUAGCAUGUAUGUUUGUUCCUUAGUCAUGGAUAUUUUUAUGUAUUUCUAUAUAAAUAUACCUUCAUUUUGUAUUUUAGCCUGGUAUCCCAUAGAGGUGUCAUUCGGGACCACCAACUUCGGUCCGAAAUGCCGCCUCAAAAAUAAUUAUGAAUUUACAAAGGGGGCUUUCGGGACCGCGGUCCCAGUUCCAUAUGAUCACCGACUCCUCAUUACACAAGCCUUACAGUGUUUACUUUGGGGCUAGGCCGAUUGAUAUUUGUUAGAAAUAUUUAUUAAGGCUUCUCGGUGAUUUGGCGUUUAGAGCAUGCC